AUGGAUGUAGAUUUGGUUCCGGCAAAUUUGAUCGCUGAAGGUCGAAGAAUGCGAGAAAUAAAGUGUUCAUGCUUAAAAAAUGAUACAAUAACAACCAGAGCUGAAGAACAUUUACGAGUGCUUUUUCGAGUGAACUCAGCACGACUGAUAACUCCAUUGCAAACAAUUGCCUUCCAUGCCAAUGAAGAAAUAAGUUAUCUUCUUCUUCGGGCUCGUUGGAGAAUAUAUGAAGGAGUACGAACAAGAUUCUCGCGUCUUUUAGCUCAACCAGCAGUACCGAAGUCUAUUGACAGAUUAAUUGACCGUAUAAAAAGUCAGAUAUUUGAUGACUCUGAGUUAACUUCCGAUGAAGUAGAAGAGGAUAUGGGAAGCGCUGUACAAGACUUCUUCACCCAUAUACUUCCAUCACUAUUUCUUUGCCUUUCAACAGGACCCUGUCGAACCGUGAAGCAAUCGUAUAUCAGCUGUUUACGAAAUAACACACCAAAUCUUGUUCAACUUUACGAAGAACGACCACAUCAGCUUUCAUUACCAAAACUGCUUCAAAUUUGGGUGGUUAAAUAUCGGCUUAUCAAAAGUACCAUUCAGAAGUUACAUCGAAUUGUGGUUGAAUCUGAAAGCUUAGAAAAAUCAUGCGCAACAAAUUUCGGAACUGUUGCAUUCUGCGGUCCAGAAUGCUCACAACAAGAAACCGGCCACAUCGUCGGAUAUUGCAGAAAUUCCUGUCAGAAUGCUGUAAAUAAAUGCUUGCAAAUCGAUAUAGAAGAGUGGGACACAUUUAUCUCGAUUUUAAGCAAGCUAAUGGAUGACUUUGACAAAGGUUUCGAGGAGUUGGAGAAGGAAAUCAUUCGUUCGAUCGCAUAUAUUAUGGAAGUUCAAUCACUAGUUCUUGCAAAAGCAAUGUACCUCAGAUGCGGGAUGCUAAAUUUUCAAAACAAAAAGGUAUAUGGCAGAGGCUGGGGCGAAAUGUUUGCACUGGUUUCUCGGUAUCUAACAGAUGUUGGAACGGUUCUGGAAUUGUAG
Enterobius vermicularis (human pinworm) is the source of this 1023-nucleotide messenger RNA. Lineage: Eukaryota; Metazoa; Nematoda; Chromadorea; Rhabditida; Oxyuridae. The record is from the annotation of a GenBank genome assembly.